UGUUUGACAAGCUAUCACAGUUCAGAUUCAGUCGAGCUGAUCAGAGCAACCGAAGCAACAAGAUGUUCUCCCGCUACUUUUUGACCUUCUUGCUGGUCGCCCUAGUGGCAGGCGUCGCCAGUGCUAGCGCCGAUAACCAAGUGUCCGAAGUCGAAUUCGACGAAGCCAAGUACGAACUGGAAGUCCGAUCCAAAAUCGGCGACAAAGUCCUGAAGAUCCUCAAGAGCUUCUUCAAGCACGCCACCGAGGACUGUCUCAAAUCCGCCGUCAACAAGUGCAAGAAGCAUUGGUACAAUCCCUCCAAAGUUAUUCAGUGCGCUAAGGACUUCUUCAGCAUCGAGAACGUAGGAUGCCUGAUCGGUGCUCAAGCUGACAAUGAGUCUACAGAACUCGACCUCGAAUUCGACGACGCCCAGUUCGAAGAGCUUGAGAUGGAAGUCCGCGUCAACAUUGGCAAGAAAAUCCUGAAGAUCCUGAAGAAAUUCUUCAAGCACGCUACUGAGGACUGCCUUAAAGCCGCCAUCAAGAAGUGCAAGAAGCACUGGUACAACCCCGCUAAAGUGAUCAAGUGCGCUAAGGACUUCUUCAGCAUUGAGAACGCAGCAUGCCUAAUUGGCGCCUAAGCUUUUUUAUACAAUACCUGGAACACCCAUUAUAAAUGUAUGACUGAAUUCAGAGGCCAAAAUAUACAUCGGAGCACAUUUCUACACAUACAGAAUUAUUCAUCAGAAUUCACUACAAGAACGAUGUAAAUAGCUGCAUAUUAUUAUUAAAUGUUGCCAUUAUGUAAUAUAUGUAUCAUUCAGAUUUUUUAAAUAAAUAACACAAAUGUACAUAUACUA
Messenger RNA from Nasonia vitripennis (jewel wasp), 842 nucleotides. RefSeq lists its product as uncharacterized. Lineage: Eukaryota; Metazoa; Arthropoda; Insecta; Hymenoptera; Pteromalidae. The coding region runs from base 63 to 623 and encodes 186 amino acids. The transcript has 5 exons. The record is from RefSeq and is a predicted model, not a curated record.